AUGGGCGACGCCGACGCCCCCAGGGCGCCCGCGACGGCGAGAGGGGGGACCGCGGUCCCGUCAUUCGUCCUCGACGCGAUCUACGGGAAGAAACCGAGCGCGAGCGCGAGCGCGAGGGCGCGCGAGGGCGACGAGACGAGCGAGACGACGAGUAAGUCGGAGGCGUACGACGCGUCGCUUCGCUCGUGGUGGCGCACGUACAGCGAACGGAAGAACGAUGAGGAUGAAGAACACGUCGCGGAUUCGUUGCUGUACGAUUACAGACAUCUGCCGAGGACGACGCCGGCGCCGAAUUACUCGGAGGACCGGUUGAAGCCGGCGGAGCCGGACCCGAGAAGGACGGGACGAGGCGAGGGUGAGAAAUAG
Ostreococcus tauri is the source of this 366-nucleotide messenger RNA. Its product is annotated as unnamed product. NCBI's taxonomy places the organism in Eukaryota, Viridiplantae, Chlorophyta, Mamiellophyceae, Mamiellales, Bathycoccaceae. The record is from RefSeq and is a predicted model, not a curated record. The transcript has a single exon. Bases 1 to 366 code for a protein of 121 amino acids.